AUGUCAUUCGAACAUAUUAACUUUCCAGUUUUUGGUCAAGUUGACUAUUUUGGUAAACAAUCACAACAACAAUUACAACCACAACAACAAUAUACACCAAGCCAUGGUGGCAAAAAAAACACAUUAGACCCAAUUGUAACAGGUACAUCUAUUAUUGCAAUUAAAUAUGAUAAAGGUGUUGUUAUGGGUAGUGAUAUGUUAUUAUCAUAUGGCUCACUUGCUAGAUUCAAUUCAAUUCAAAGAAUGACCAAGUUUGGUGGCAACACCAUUAUUGGUGCCAGUGGCGAAUAUAGUGAUUUCCAAUCAAUCACAACCACUCUUAAUGAAUUAGUUACUGACGAUCAUUGUAUGGAUGAUGGUUCAAGAUUAAGCCCAGAAGAAAUUUGGAAUUAUUUAGCUCGUAUUUUAUAUAAUCAAAGAAAUAAAGGUAACCCACUUUGGAAUACUUGUGUUGUUAUUGGUUAUCAAGGUGGUAAAAGUUUCUUAGGUAAAGUUGAUUUAGUUGGUACCUGCUUUAAAGAAGAUAUUGUUACUUGUGGCUAUGGUUCACACAUUGCUUUACCAUUAUUAAGAAAAGCAAGAGAUGAUAAUCCAAAUAUGAAUUUAGAACAAGCAAAGAAAUUAAUUGAAGAUUGUUUAAGAGUACUUUUUUACAGAGAUGCUAGAUCAUCAAAGAAAAUUCAAAUUGCUGUUGCUGGUGAACAAGGUAUUGAUAUUUCAGGUCCAAUCGAAUUAGAAACUUAUAAUUGGAAUAGUGGUGAAGCUGCCGUUAAAAAUUUUAGCCAAGUAUAA
Dictyostelium purpureum is the source of this 792-nucleotide messenger RNA. RefSeq lists its product as uncharacterized. The record is from RefSeq and is a predicted model, not a curated record. The coding region runs from base 1 to 792 and encodes 263 amino acids. NCBI's taxonomy places the organism in Eukaryota, Evosea, Eumycetozoa, Dictyosteliales, Dictyosteliaceae. The transcript is spliced from 4 exons. Gene Ontology annotation, cellular component: proteasome core complex.